Molecule: messenger RNA, 876 nt
Organism: Penicillium subrubescens
Lineage: Eukaryota; Fungi; Ascomycota; Eurotiomycetes; Eurotiales; Aspergillaceae
Product: putative mitochondrial genome maintenance protein Mgm101
Exons: 2
Coding region: 1-876 (291 amino acids)
Biological process (GO): interstrand cross-link repair; recombinational repair
Cellular component (GO): mitochondrial chromosome; mitochondrial nucleoid
Molecular function (GO): single-stranded DNA binding
Source: RefSeq, a predicted model, not a curated record
AUGUCAGCCCUACGAUACCGCCCCUGGCGGGCAUUGAAGACUCUCCAGAAUGCAAAUGCUUUGUCCCAAGCUUCGCGUACCAGAAUCAGCCCCUCCCAGCCCUCCCACCUCAUAACCAAGCGCGCCAUCACCUACAGCUCAACGCGGUCCCAAACCCCAACCAACAACAACAGCGCAACCAGCCAGACACCGCGAUCAACCUCCUCAACAACCUCCUCUCCUUCAUCCUCUUUGACUCAAGCAUCCCGCGUCGCAGCACCAACCCCCAACCGCACAACGACAGAUAACAUCUCCAAGAGCGGACUCGCCGAUAAACCAUUGGAGCUCGAGGCUGCGCCAGAGGAAAAAAUCGACUGGACACGAUCUUUCCACGGACUUUCCGCAGAGCCAUUCCCCAAGGAAGCGGCUGAUAUUUUGUUGGCUGAGACUGCCCCCGAGGAAGUAGAGAUUAAGCCCGAUGGAAUCGUCUACCUCCCCGAGAUCAAGUACCGUCGUAUUCUUAACAAGGCGUUUGGACCGGGUGGAUGGGGUCUUGUCCCGCGGAGUGAGAGUAUUGUUACGCCGAAGACGGUGACGAGGGAGUAUGCGCUUGUUUGCAAUGGCCGACUUGUCUCCGUCGCCCGUGGUGAGCAGGAUUACUUCUCCCCCGAUGGUAUUCCCACGGCUACGGAGGGAUGUCGAUCCAAUGCGCUGGUGCGAUGCUGCAAGGACCUCGGUAUUGCGAGUGAACUCUGGGAUCCGCGCUGGAUCCGGAAGUACAAGGCGAAAUACGCACGUGAAGUCUUUGUGGAGCACAUUGUCAGCAAGAAGAAGUCGAAGAUCUGGACUCGCAAGGAUGACCCCGUUGGGUAUCCUUGGAAGGAGAGUGGAAGGUAG